Molecule: messenger RNA, 558 nt
Organism: Didymodactylos carnosus
Lineage: Eukaryota; Metazoa; Rotifera; Eurotatoria; Philodinida; Philodinidae
Source: the annotation of a GenBank genome assembly
AUGAAUACUCUACUUGUGCUGGAUCCAGAUGGUGUUGAUAUAUAUUUUUUAAAUCGAAAACGAAUGUUACAUGUAAAAGAUUCAUCAGAACUUAUUCCGAUAUUCGCCGUUCCACCCGCAGGACUGACGCCAAUCGCUCAAGUAUUACGACAAGUUUUAAGAGAUAAACAAGUUGAAAUACAAGAACGAAAACUGCUUAUUUUAAUUGCAACGGAUGGACAACCGACAGAUAAUCAAGGACGCGUUGAUAUUCACACUUUGGAACAAAUUCUUCUAACGGAACGAAAUCCAAUUGCCCGUAUUCCCGUUACAUUUAUUGCUUGUACAGAUGAUGACCAUUCUAUUGGCUACUUAAAUGAAUGGGAUAAAAAGAUUCCUUACGUUGAUGUUGUGGAUGAUUAUCGAAAUGAAAAGAAUGAAGUUUUGAAGACGCAGGGUCCAAUGUUUCCAUUCAGUUUUGGUGAUUAUAUUGUGAAGAUUCUCUUGGGCAGUAUUAAUCCGUGGUUCGACGAAUUGGAUGAGAUAAAAGUUGAUGCACGAGGACCACGUACACACUGA